Molecule: messenger RNA, 2367 nt
Organism: Polypterus senegalus (gray bichir)
Lineage: Eukaryota; Metazoa; Chordata; Cladistia; Polypteriformes; Polypteridae
Gene: sla1a
Product: Src like adaptor 1a
Exons: 8
Coding region: 145-978 (277 amino acids)
Molecular function (GO): protein binding
Source: RefSeq, a predicted model, not a curated record
ACCCGGAAAGCCAGUCACUGAGCUCUUGAUACCCACAAAACAUCCAUGCACUCUGCUUUUCACUCUGCCACUUUGAAUAGAGCCAGAAGAUGCCUGCCUUCUAAAGGACUUGAUGAUUUGGAGCCCACCACUCAUUAGAAGAAGAUGGGGAAUUCACUGAAAGCAGGCAGUUCAGAGGCUGAUAAAGAAACAAGAUACUUCGAUCCACGGCUGAAAGAUAUUGUUCUUGUUGUGCUUUAUGACUAUCCACCUUCCAAUGUGAGUGAGCCAGUAUUUCGGAUUGGAGAGAAACUUCGAGCAUUAUCUGAAGAGGGUGGCUGGUGGAAGGCCUGUUCAGUCACUACAGGAAAUGAAAAUUAUAUUCCAACCAAUAAUGUGGCCAAAAUUUACCACGGUUGGCUUUUUGAAGGUGUGGAAAGACACAAAGCCGAAGAACUGCUGCAACUGCCAAACAACAGGGUUGGUUCUUUCAUGGUGAGAGAAAGCCAAUCAGAAAGAGGUCAAUACUCGUUGUCAGUCAGACACAGAACGGUGAAGCAUUACAGGAUCUUACGCCUGCCCAACAACUGGUACUAUAUUUCUCCACGGCUCACCUUUCAGUGCCUAGAAGAACUGGUAAAUCACUACUCUGAAAGCGCUGAUGGACUUUGCUGUAUGCUUACAAGCCCGUGUCUUACACCUAGUACUGGCCUGAAUCAACCAAAUGACAAUGUGGUGAUGCGUCAGAAUCCUUUACACUCUGAAAACUUUUCAAGGUUACAGUGGACAAGAGAGGAUGGUGUGCAAGAUGACAGCCAUCUGUUGAGUUAUGGUGUGCGGAACAGCAUCAUGUCCUACUUGUCACUCACGACAGACAAAGAACUCACAUCAGUGAACAGCAACCACAAAAAAAAGAGCAAAUCUGUCUAUGGCUUACCACAAAAUGAUGAUAUGCUCUUUAAUGAUGAUUAUUAUUCAUCAGCUCACGAUCAGCUCUAAUUUAAUUACUAAUAAUAUAUAUAUAUAUAAUAUAUACACACAUACACAUAUAUAUUUGAUUCCAAAAAGGAAAUAAAACAGUCAUGAGAUACAAACUGAGAUCUGUUGUACUCAGCAAGCAAAGAAGAAAAAAGAUGAACAAACCACUAUUUUAUAUAUAUAGAUGUGCCCAUCUUUUUUUAACCUCCAGAACUCAUGAAAAACUGAUUUUACUGUGGCAGUUUUAAAACAAUAAGAAUAUGAAAGCACUUCAGUUUUCUGUUGGCAAAGAGAAGCAUAGAAAGGUCUUUGGUAAAAGUAAUAUUUAUAUUUGCUGAAAACUGUGUAAUUUAUUCUAUCAGGAAAUAAAGUGGCUUCAAGAGUUUAAUUAAGCUAUUUAAAAUAUGAACAUUUUGUUUAAUAAUUUGUUACUGAAUCUAUAUUCAGACCGAGGCACUAAUGUCACAAUUGGCCACACUUACUGAUCAUACUGUAUACUGCAUGUACUGUAUAUAUGAACAACUAGAAAAGAAAAUGCAGAUUCGCAGUUAUUGUUAAUUCAGUGUUAAAAUCUGAAUACAUUUAAACAUGUAAAUUACUGUAAAUAUUUUUCACAAAAGCAGAAAAAUAAGUCUGCUUAUUAUACAGGGGUCUCCAGCUCUGGUCCUGGAGUGCUACAAUGGCUGCAGGUUUUCAUUCUAAUCAUUUUCUUAAUUGACAACUUGUUUGCAGAUAAUUAACCCUAAUUAAAUCUUUGCCUUCAUUGUAACUGACGUGCUGUUUAAGACUCAGACCUCUUAAUUAUUUAUUUUUUCUUUAAUUAGCAACCAAAGAAUAAUGAACACAAAAGGAGCCAACACAUGACCAGCUAACCUGUGUCUACCAUACAAUAUAUGAAAGAAUGGUGGUAAUAUUAAUCUGCUCAGGUGCACAAAACAUUUUUACAGUGCUCUUAGAAAAAUGACAAUCAACAGUUUUGGAAAUAUCUGCUUUGGCAGAAUGAGAGCACCAACAAGCUAUGGAAUUAAUGAAGGGGUUCAAGAACCCAUUGUAGCUGGUCAUCUGUUGGCUCACUUUACACCUCAUUUCUGCUUGGGUGUUGCUUAAGGAAAAACUAAGCAAUUCAGAGAACCAAAGCUUAAAAAAAACAAGACAAUUAAAAUGAAGGGAAUGAAAGUUAAUUAACAGCAAAAACAGGUCAUUAAUUAAGAAAAGAGGUAAAAUUAAAACCAGCAGCCACUGCAACUCUCCAGGACCGAGCUGGAGACCCCUGUCUUACAGUAUAUGUAUUAAAUAUCUCUGCAUGUAAAUAUAAAGCUUGAGCUGUCAAGCUUUCUUCUAUUCUUUAAAUUGUUUUAGAAACUCUGCAAUCCUACUGCCAAAUCUGAAAUAAAGCGUGAUUUGGAAAGA